CACCAAUACGCCUGCGUAUCAGUGACGACGCAGAGAAGUGUAGGAUGUAGCACAGGACGUGGCUAUCGAGCUACUAGUUACAGCAGGACAUCCAAAAAUACAUAUAAUUUGCUGCAAGGACGUGUUUUAGUAAAUGUUCGAGAAGUAUUUGUGUCCAUUUUGCUGCACAGAUUAUUUCAACCAGAUGUGACCGGCCAGCAGUUAGUCAAGAGCUGAAUGGAAACAUUCAAGGCCUUUUGUGAGUGAGGAGGUUGUGGGUCCUAGUAAUGUACCAUGGGGUAUGAUGUUACGAGGUUCCAAGGGGAGGUGGACGAAGACCUACUGUGCCCUAUAUGUAGCGGAGUGCUAGAAGAACCAGUGCAGGCCCCGCACUGCGAGCAUGCCUUCUGCAAUGCCUGUAUAACACAGUGGUUUGCCCAGCAGCAGAUUUGUCCUGUUGACCGCACAGUAGUGACACUAGCUCACCUCCGGCCUGUGCCCCGCAUCAUGCGCAACAUGCUGUCCAAACUUCAGAUCAGCUGUGACAAUGCAACCUUUGGCUGCACAGCCACACUACGGCUCGACCAGCUGCAGUCACACCUCAAAGACUGUGAGCACAACCCCAAAAGGCCUGUCAACUGUGAGGAAGGAUGUGGCCUUGAAAUGCCCAAAGAUGAACUGCCCAACCAUAACUGCAUCAAACACCUCCGGAGUGUUGUACAGCAGCAACAAACUAAGAUUUCAGAGCUGGAGAAAACUGUGGCAGAGCAUAAGCACCAGUUGGGGGAACAAAAACGAGACAUUCAGCUGCUAAAAGCCUACAUGAGAGCAAUCCGCAGUGCUAACCCUAACCUGCAAAACCUUGAGGAAAGCAUCGAGUACAAUGAGAUUUUAGAGUGGGUCAACUCCAUGCAGCCGGCCAGGGUGACCCGCUGGGGUGGGAUGAUCUCCACUCCGGAUGCUGUGCUCCAGGCAGUCAUCAAACGCUCCCUCAUCGACAGCGGCUGUCCUCUCUCAAUUGUAAACGACCUAAUCGAGAACGCCCACGAGCGUAACUGGCCGCAGGGACUGGCCACGCUCGAGACACGGCAGAUGAACAGACGCUACUAUGAGAACUACGUUGCCAAGCGUAUCCCUGGCAAGCAGGCGGUUGUGGUGAUGGCCUGUGAGAAUCAACAUAUGGGGGAGGAUAUGAUCCUGGAGCCCGGCCUAGUCAUGAUCUUUGCGCACGGCGUGGAGGAGAUCUUAUAACUGUACAACUAGCUGAGCUCAUCCAGAGACAAGUGGGGACGUUUUGCUUGGGGGUUUGCUGUGACCAGUUGAUUUUUCCUCGCUGAAUAAAACUUCAGAAUAAAUCUGGCUUAUUUAAAAGAAAAAUCAUAGAAGAGUCUCAGUUCUGAGUUUGAAACCUAUGCCUUAAAGGACAAAUACAUGAACCUGGCAAGUAGAAACUUAAUCUGAACGAUAUCUAAGAUAAAAGGUGAGAUGUGCUGUUUACAAGGUUUAUAUUUAGUGCAUUAUAUGAUCUGAUUGUUCUGCUCCAUGUCCUGAAUAGUAAUAAGCUUGAACCCCCAUUUAAUGUCCUCAGUUGUAUAAAUGCUUGUAAAUACAAAUACUAUAUUGAAUUAUAAAUGUCAUUCUUAUUCUUCUCACUGUAAUUGUGAUUUACAUUUUUUGUUUUGUUUCAGUUCUGUUGAGUCAGCCUGUGUGACAGUCUGCAGGAAAGUUUACUCUGAAGAUUUUUGUUAUUCUAUUUUUUUUUUUUUUUUUUUUUUUUUUUUUUUUUUUGAAUGCUUGCUGUAGUAUUUAGUUUUCUGUGAAUAUUUCAGGAGACAUUGUGCUUCUCAUUUUAGAUUGUCCAAACCUUCUGUGCCAUUUGUUUUAUUUAUUGUGUUGCCUUUUACACAAACAUGCUUGAAGAUGUUACCAUUUAAUGUAUGGAAAUCUGCCUUUUUCGGUGCAUUUGAAGUCCAUUGGAGGAAGAAAAAUUGAUUUUGUGUUUUCAUUGUUGCCUCGGUUGUAUAUAGUCUAUUUGUUGGGUCCAGUUGAAGUGUUAAAAUUUAUCUGUUGGGAUUUAACUAUGUAUUAUUACUCAUUUGACAAAUCAAAAUGGUUUACUUCAUAUGUUCAGUGAUUCUCAUCUCAUUUUCUUAUCUUUGAAGCAUUGACUGAUAUCAUUCUACACAGUUCACAUUUAUGUCACUGAAGUACACAGUGUGGAGAUUGUAAAAGAUAUAUAUAGAAAUAUAAUAUUUACAAGUCACUAAUGGUUUCUGAGGGGUAAAAUAUUGCACCAUUACUCAUAUAUAGUCAUAGCAAGACAAGACUUCAGAUGUCUGGUAUAAACACCUACAAAAACAGUAAAUGGAUAAGUUUGGAUUGUGCCCUUUAUUCUGUUUUCCUGUUAAUGUUUUAAUUUGUUUUGUGUCUGUUAAUGUACUGUGUUGUACAGACAAGAAAGGAAUAAAAUGUAAAACUUCAUCCUAAAAGAAUGUAUCUGAUUGGGAUAACAGGGCUUUAAAUUUAGCACCUUAAUUAGGAAAAAAUGCAGUUCCUUUUUUUACCACACUAUGUCAUCAGUGAUCUGUAGGGAGCUGUAUUUCUUAAGGGCAUGGACCUGAAUAUAUUAUGUAAAGACAUAAGAGAAUAUUGCUGUUGCUUUUAAGAAAUCAGGCCAGUAAGGAGGAGAUGUGGGAUCUGAAAUGCUAAAAUGAUUCACGAAAU
Molecule: messenger RNA, 2703 nt
Organism: Sphaeramia orbicularis (orbiculate cardinalfish)
Lineage: Eukaryota; Metazoa; Chordata; Actinopteri; Kurtiformes; Apogonidae
Gene: rnf41
Product: ring finger protein 41
Exons: 7
Coding region: 274-1230 (318 amino acids)
Biological process (GO): protein ubiquitination; regulation of canonical NF-kappaB signal transduction
Cellular component (GO): plasma membrane signaling receptor complex
Molecular function (GO): ubiquitin protein ligase activity; zinc ion binding
Source: RefSeq, a predicted model, not a curated record